This is a messenger RNA of Xiphias gladius (swordfish), 1443 nucleotides long. RefSeq names its product dephospho-CoA kinase domain containing (gene dcakd). The transcript has 5 exons. The record is from RefSeq and is a predicted model, not a curated record. Gene Ontology annotation, molecular function: dephospho-CoA kinase activity; ATP binding. Gene Ontology annotation, biological process: coenzyme A biosynthetic process. NCBI's taxonomy places the organism in Eukaryota, Metazoa, Chordata, Actinopteri, Istiophoriformes, Xiphiidae. The coding region runs from base 339 to 1028 and encodes 229 amino acids.
ACGUAGGUGCGGGAAGAAUUUUGAGGUGGCGCUUGUCAGACUAAGAGGCUAGGUCGGAAGCAGUCGGUUCAGUAAGAUUCGUAGUUACACACAACAAUACCCAGUAAUACGACAGUGUCUAACAUUUUUAUCUGACUGCACAACUGGUAAAACGGAGUGGAAAUGGCCGCGGCUUCGUCUGUUUGUGCAUUUGCGGUCGCUUCGACCUGAUCAACACUUGUCCUAAGGUUAGCUUGUUAGCAAUCCUGGUUGUUUACUGCACCAGCCCCACCACUGUGGCUCCGCACGGAUUUCCACUGUACAUUCAAGGGAUUUAAGGGGGCUCUCACUUUUACAAGAUGUUCCUGGUGGGGCUGACGGGAGGUAUCUCCUCAGGGAAAAGCACAGUGUCUUCAAUGCUGCGGGAGCUUGGGUGCCCGAUUAUUGAUGCAGAUGUUGUGGCCAGGAAAGUUGUGGAGCCGCACACUCCUGCCUACUCUCGCAUCGUCUACCACUUCGGGCCAGAGAUCCUACUUGAGAACGGGGAGAUCGACAGGCAGAAGCUGGGUCAGCUCAUCUUCGCCAGUGAGGAAAAGAGGAAGCUGCUGAACUCCAUCACCCACCCAGAGAUCCAUAAAGCAAUGCUCAAAGAGAUCCUCUUCUACUUUCUCAGAGGGUACCGCUAUGUGGUGCUGGAUGUGCCUCUUCUCUUUGAAACCAGACGUCUCACUCAGUUUCUGAACCAUACUGUAGUGGUUUACUGUGACCCUGCCACUCAGCUAUCGCGCCUGAUGCAGAGGGACGGCCUGACCCAGGAGCAGGCCGAGCAGCGCGUAGCUGCACAGAUGCCACUCAAUGAAAAGCGCGGCUUGGCAAAUCAUGUUAUUGAGAACUCAGGCAGCCGGGAGGACACCCAUCGGCAGGUCCUGCGGCUGCACACAAAGCUGGAGGACUCCAUGGACUUCCUCUUAGUGAGGGUCAUUGCUAUUGCUGCCACUGCUGGUCUGAGUGGGAUACUGCUCUAUGCAGCCAAGAUACUUUUGUCCUAACAGAGGAAAGACGAGGGGUAAAAGGGUUUGGUCCAAAAUGUGGUUAAAGAUGAGGAUGUGAAUAGAAGCAGGCAAAGGCAGGUCGGAAGUAUCGAUGCAAUUUACUGUGAGAUUAGUUUGACAGCACUCACCACUACAGCUCAAUGGUUUGACAUGCUCUUUUGGCAGUUAACACGGACUUACGUUAUUGACAGAACUUGCAAUGACAAAUGUUGUUUUGGUGUGAAGGGCUUCUAUGUGCAAUUUAUGUGGGUUUUACUGUGAGAUACUAAAAUAUGAAGGUGAUACCUUAGAGGCUCAGUUACUGUACAAGCCCCCCCCACUUGCUCAGUUAUAACGGUGAUGCUCUCAACAGUAAUGGCAGAUUGGAGCUUUAAAAACUGGCUAAAUCCUAAUUUUGAUACAGCAGUCAAUA